This is a messenger RNA of Rosa chinensis, 5582 nucleotides long. RefSeq names its product putative disease resistance protein RGA3. NCBI's taxonomy places the organism in Eukaryota, Viridiplantae, Streptophyta, Magnoliopsida, Rosales, Rosaceae. Gene Ontology annotation, biological process: defense response to other organism. The record is from RefSeq and is a predicted model, not a curated record. The transcript has 2 exons. Bases 1180 to 5136 code for a protein of 1318 amino acids. Gene Ontology annotation, molecular function: ADP binding.
CUUUAAAAAAUAAAAGGAAUUUAAAAAAAAAAACAGUAAAAGAAGGAGAUUGAAAUUGACACUAUUUUUUUACAAACAAUAAAGAGUUGACACUAUUUUUUUUACAAAUAAUAAAAGAUUUUUUAAUUAUUAAUUUUUUUGGAGGGGUUUGUUGAAUGGGUGUGCCAAUUUCACCCCCUUAAAAGAAUGGUUCUUCAAUCUUCAUUAUCUGAAUAUCUUUCCUGAGUGGAUAUUGAAUACAAUUUUGGUACAAUAUUCUUACUUUCAUAUAUUCCAUGCGUCUCCAGUGGUGCUCAGAUAGUUGCUACUGGAAUUUUUUAGUCUAGUAAGUUGCUUUGUGAGUUGUGACUAACACUAAUCUGUUUAUUCAUCUUCUCAUGAAAUUACCAUCCCUUGUUGUGCUGAUCAGUCAAUUGCUGAAACACCUCAAGCAGUCCCAAGUUCUUUUGGUCAAACAAUAAUUUCCUCUCUGAUUUUGGACAAGAAGUCCCAUCACAGUACUCUGUUUUGAGCUCUUCGAAUUGUACAGGAUUCGCGGGACACUGAAGUGUACAUGUUGCUAACAAAGUGUUAUGGUUAGCACUUUCUAACUUUGAUCAUUCGCAGACUGCAGGAACAAGUAUCAUAGCGUCUUUUCGGGCAGCAGACUUUCUGGUUUCUCUACGUUAGCUUUGUUGAUGCUUAAUAGAUAAUACCACCCAUAAUAUGUUUGCUGCUCCGUUGAGGUAAUAAUCAUUGGACCUGUAACUGCAUCUCUGAUACUUAAUAAAUUACUAAAAUGUAGAUCGAUACACGGUUAUCUUCACCGUAGACGUCACCAAGAAACCAGACCAUUUCCAAGUUCUCAAGUGGUGAGGAGAUUACAAAGAAAAUACGAAGUGGGUGAUAACGUACAGCUUCUAAAAAAAGUCAACCUUAAGCAAACGUGAUAACAGCUUCCCAAGAAAAGUCAACCUUGAGCAAUAGCAUGAUUGCAUUAGAUUAAGAGUUUCAGAGAUGUAUAAAAUACCUAUAACAGCUGAAGCAUCUAUCUAAUCACAACCACUGUUUGACAGAUAUCUCUAUCAAUAUUCCAGAGCCUAAUGAGUUCGUAAAGGAGAGACUUUAAUCCCUUUCAUUUCUAGUUUCUUCGACCACUUGAGCAAUUUGUUCUCUUUCUGUACUAUAUAUUGAGUAUCGAUGGCUGAGUUUCUUACUUUUGCUACCAAGGAAAUGUUGACCAAAGUGGCUUCACUUGCAGCUCAAGAGUUCAGUCUUGUAUGGGGAUUCAAUGGAGAAAUAACAAAGCUGCGUGAGUCGCUGCUCGUGCUUGAGGCUGUGCUACGAGAUGCUGAACAUCCGCAACAAGAUCAGGGAGAGGCUGUGAAGCUCUGGGUGAAGAAGCUUGGAGACAUAGCUCAACAUGCCGAUGAUGUGUUGGAUGAUUAUGGAUAUGAGCUUCUCCGGCGUAAGGUACAACUGCGAAACCUGAUGAAGAAAAAGGUGCAAGACUUUCUUUCCCUCUCCAAUCCCAUUAUAUUUCGUAUUAAAAUGGCACAUAAAAUUAAGAAGAUCAACACCUCUUUGGAUGAGUUGAAUAAGAAGGCAAGUGCUAUUGGCUUAGUUGCUAGACCAUCCUUGGAUGCAACAAAUUCAUAUGGUAUAAGCAUUGACAGGGAAACCUACUCUCUCUUAAAACAAGAUGAAAACAAUAUCAUCGGAAGAGACGAUGUUGUGGCAGAUAUAGUUCAAGCCCUGACCAAAUCACACCCCAAUCAAGAAAGUGAUCUCUCGGUAAUGGCCAUUGUGGGUAUGGGAGGGCUUGGAAAGACAACUUUGGCUAAAUUAAUAUAUCAUGAAUCUGAGAUAAGUAGGCACUUUGAGAAAAAGAUAUGGAUAUGUGUAUCCACCCUUUUUGAAGUCAACUCAAUUUUGAGAGGGAUGUUGGAAUCUCUUAAACCAGAAUAUGCUGCGGUGAAAGCUAUAGAUGUAAUAUGUAACAUUCUCCAAGAAGAGUUGAAAGGAAAGAGAUACCUUCUUAUACUUGAUGAUGUAUGGAAUGAAGAUACUAAAAAAUGGAAUGAUUUGAAGAGUUGUUUGCUAAGAAUUACAGACACCCAAGGAAGCAGCAUUGUUGUUACUACCCGCAGUGGCAAAGUUGCAAAAAUGGAGAAGACCAUUCGUAGGUGUGAUUUGGAAAAACUAUCAGAUGAUGAAUGUUGGCUCAUAUUGAAGGAUAAAGCAAUUCCAAUUGGAAGUGUUCCUAUACUUGAAGAUCAAGAGAGAAUUGGAAGGGAAAUUGCCAAAAAAUGUGGAGGUGUACCAUUAGUGGCAAAGGUCUUAGGAAACAUUAUGCACUCUAAAAUGAGCCAUGGAUGGAAUUCAAUUGUGGAAAGUAAAAUAUGGGAAUUACCAGAAGAAGAAGACAGAAUCAUGUCGAUUUUAAAGUUGAGUUUUGAUGAAUUGGAACAUUCAUCAUUGAAACAGUGUUUUGCAUACUGCUCAAUGUUCAUCAAAGAUUUUGAAAUAGAAAAGACUGACUUGGUCCAACUUUGGAUGGCUCAAGGAUGGCUUCACUCUUUCCCAACCAAAAGUAAUCUAGAUAUGGAGGAUAGAGGCAACGUAUAUUUUAACAUCUUAUUAGAAAGGUCAUUUUUUCAAGAUGUUAAAAAAGACUUCCACGGUGAUAUUACUGCAUGCAAGAUGCACGAUCUUGUGCAUGAUCUUGCGGAGCAAGUAUCAAACAUGACAAACUCGCGCUCACUAUUUUCUAAGGGAGAAGCACUUGGGAGCAUUUUUCCUAGCUUUAGAUCUUUACGUGUGUUAAAUUUAUACAAGGCAGACAUUGACAAGUUGCCAAGUUCAAUUGGAAAGUUGACACACUUGAGGUAUCUGAAUGUUAUGGAAACAAAUGUCAAAACAUUUCCAAAAUCUAUUGGUCAACUUUAUUACCUUGAGACGUUUAAAAUGCCUUAUCAUGUUGAAGAGUUCCCAAAGAUAAUUGCUAAUAUGAUCAACUUGAGACAUGUUUAUUUUGGUAAAUAUGCGAAAGUUCCGGUUGGGAUAUUGGGAAGAUUGACUAAUCUCAGAUCAUUACCUUUUCUAAAGGUGGGUAAGGAGAUUGGGCCUCUGAUUGAGGAACUGGGUGGGUUAAACCAUUUGAGAGACACCUUAUCUAUCAGUAAUCUGGAGAAUGUAAGAGAUGGAGAAGAUGCAAUGAAAGCAAAGUUAGUUGAGAAGAAACAUAUACGGAAGUUAACUCUUGACUGGAAUCUUAGUAGACCAAGCUACGAUGUUGACAAUGAGGAUGAUGUACUUGAAGGCCUGCAACCACAUUGUCAUUUGGAAAUUUUGAAGAUUCAGGGGUUCAUGGGUGUUAAGUUUCCAUCAUGGUUAUUGCUAGCCAGCAACUUGAGAGAAAUUGAAUUAGCAGAAUGCAACCAAUGCGAAGGAGUCCCAAUGCUUGGCCAUCUACCCAAUCUUAUACAUCUUGAGAUGGUUGACAUGCAGAACCUAAGAUACUUGGGGUCUGAGUUUUAUGGUUACAAUAAGAUUUCCGGUGCAAGAACAAGUGACGAGGGAAAGGCUUUGUUUCCUGCAUUGAGAUCAUUACAUAUCAUGAACGCCGAGAAUCUAAUAGAUUGGAUGGAAGCACCAGAAGUGAGGCUGGCAGCAGAAAGAUUAACGAUGUUUCCUUGCCUUGAGAAGCUGAUCCUAGAGGGGUGUGAGCAAUUGGGAAGUGCUCCCAAUCAUUUUCCAUCUCUCCAGGAGUUGGUGAUACGAGGAGUGGACAGCGGCAUGCCAAUAGCAAGUAUUUUAAGCAAUAAACUGACUAGUCUCACUCAUCUCCAAAUAAAUGGUGUCGAGGGAGUUACUAGUCUGCCGGAAGGGACAUUAAGAAACAACAAGAAUCUUGCAUCUUUGGUGUUAUGGAACUGUUCGGAGUUAAGUUGCAUUGCUCCCCAUGGAUUUGACUGCUGCGCAUCUCUCCAGUUACUGAGUAUUUGGAGCUGUCCUAAGUUGAGGUAUUUACCUGAUGGGCUACUUCUACUCUCCCUCAAGACGUUGAGCAUAACAGAUUGCGACAGUCUAGAGUCCAUCCCAAUCGUCCCUGAGCACGGUGGUCUCCCAUCUCUACGCAGUUUGGGGAUCAGUAAUUGUCCUCAGUUAUCCAGUUUACCACUACAAUACUGCACAUCUCUUCAAAAAUUAGACAUAGAGAGCUGCCCAAAGAUAACGUCCGUUCCAAUUCCAUCUGAGGGCCUCCCAUCCCUUGCUCAACUGCUGCUUUCGCAGUGUCCUGAGUUAUCAAGCCUACCGAGUGGACUAGGCUGCUGCACCUCUCUUAUUAAUUUGUCAAUAAAAGAGUGCCCUAAGGUAACAUCCAUUCCACUUGACAGUCUCACUACAACCCUCCGAUACUUGUCUCUAAGUAAUCUAGAGUCUCUUCCAAUAUUACACGGCGGCUUCACAUCCCUCCGUCGAUUGGAAAUCCACGGAUGUCAAAGUACACAAAUUGAGCAGCAAUUUUGUGCCUUUCUUCAAAUCCUUGUCUCUCUUCAGGAGUUGACAAUAGAAGAUUGCCCUAAUCUAGAGACCCUGCCAAGUUUAGACAAGCUGACAUCCCUCCAUGAUUUGGAGAUUUAUGAUUGUUCCCGAUUAACAUAUCUGCCCAGUGGGUUAGCAAUGGCGUCCCCACACGUACUCACCCGUCUCAAGAAAUUGAGACUUGGUAGGUUUUGGAAUGAGCUGGAUUCAUUCCCGACUCUUGAGGUUCUACCACAACUCGAAAGAUUAAUUAUCUACGGGUGGCCUAAGCUCAAGUCUCUGCCUGAACAAAUUCAACACUUCAUUUCUUUGACCGAUUUGUCGAUAGAGGCCUUUGAGGGAGUGGAGGCUAUUCCAGAAUGGUUGGGAAACCUUGCAUCUCUUCGCUGCUUGUUUUUUGACAGUUGCAAGAAUCUGAUGUAUCUACCGUCCGUCCAAGCUAUGCAACGCCUCACCAAAUUACAUUCGCUAUACAUCAGCAAUUGUCCCCUUUUAAGCGAAAGAUGCAUCGAGGAGAGCGGCCCAGAGUGGCCUAAGAUUUCUCAUAUUCCAAAUAUUCAAAGUUCUUUACUUCUUUUCCUAAAUUGGUCACUAUUUAUAUCACUUUAAUUAUACUUGUUGAUUGAAAAAAUUAAAAUUAAAAUUAAAAAAAAAAGUUAUAGUUAUUAUAUUGUAUGCCUCAUUUUGCUUAUAUAACCCCGUGACAAGAAUACCUUGUGGCUCUUCCUUCUUACUCUUGAGCUCGAUGGAAAAAGAUUUUGUUUGAAGAGAAGUUUUGUUCCAUAUGCUAGAACUUGAAGAAGAAAACAUCGACCCAUUUUAGUUAAUCCGUCAUUUAGUUGAGGAAAAGAAUCAAAUGAGUUUUUAAUUAACAAGAAAAAACUGAAGUACGAAUUUUGCCUUAGCAAGUAGCUAACGUUAAUACUUGAACACUGGGUUUUUAAGUUUGUUGAAGCUACAUUGUUAAAGAACUCUUAUUGCAAAUCAUACGAGUCUAGUCAGACACUGCUAAAGCUACUGCUGUUCUUUUCCAAACAUUACAGCAAGCACUUAGA